This is a messenger RNA of Rosa rugosa (rugosa rose), 2888 nucleotides long. Its product is annotated as probable serine/threonine-protein kinase WNK5. Gene Ontology annotation, cellular component: cytoplasm. NCBI's taxonomy places the organism in Eukaryota, Viridiplantae, Streptophyta, Magnoliopsida, Rosales, Rosaceae. Gene Ontology annotation, biological process: protein phosphorylation; intracellular signal transduction. Gene Ontology annotation, molecular function: ATP binding; protein serine/threonine kinase activity. The record is from RefSeq and is a predicted model, not a curated record. Bases 751 to 2634 code for a protein of 627 amino acids. The transcript is spliced from 7 exons.
CCACCACCAAGCUUGUUUUUUGCACAAUUUGCAGGCCACCCGCAUCUUUCCAAACUAGAUAGUCUCUCUCAAACUCAUCAAAUCUCAUCUUUUUCUUUCAAAUUACUCUUAUCUGACUCCUUGAAAUCUAAUCAGGGUUGCUCUUAGAUCCACAAAUGGUACUAUCAAAGCGUAUCCACAGGUUCUUCAAGUUUAGACUCGGCCUUGUUUCAUGCCAAAGUUCUACUAGUCCUUCAUAUGAUCAUUUCAUAUUCUAAAAGCUUUUUUUUCGGAAACCAAUCCUCCUCCACAAAAGCAUUUUCAUUAGUUGACAAAAAAUAUUCUCUCUUCCCUACCACCACCACCACCAGUCCACCACCACCACCCACCUCACAACAGUUUCCACCAUUGCAAAUCUUAAUUAGUCUCUGUCAAGUAUUUUGCUUUUGUACAAGUCUUUCAUCUUUGAGAUAUAUACAAAUGGUUGCCAAGACGAACUACGAGUUUUCGAGGGGAGUUGUGGAAAUGGCCUGGAUCAUGCUCAGUGUUGAUUACUCUAGGCUUUUCUGGCUGCUCUUUGGGGUAUUUUCUUAUGAAAACCAUGAGGGAAAGCCUCGGAUUUCGUAGCACCCGCCCACCCACCUCAAAAUCUUGCAUUUCAAUACCAUAGAAGUAGUGUACUUAGAUUUUUAAGUCUAUAGCUAAGAUAUAUAUAUAGGUGUUGAUAUAUACUCAAACAAAAAAGUGCGCUUGCUUUUUGAUUUUUCAACCAUGAACAACAAGACCAGGAUAGGAAGGUGCACUGUUGGAGCUAAGCAGCAGCCUGAAUACGUUGAAACAGAUCCAUCUGGUCGCUAUGGACGUUUCAGGGAAAUGCUUGGCAAAGGAGCCAUGAAGACAGUUUAUAAGGCAUUCGAUCAGGUCCUUGGAAUGGAGGUGGCUUGGAACCAAGUCAAGCUUAACAAUGUCUUUGGUUCACCAGAAGAACUUCAGAGGCUCUACUCCGAAGUUCACCUCCUCAAGAACCUCAAUCAUGAUUCGAUCAUUCAUUACUACACGUCUUGGAUUGAUGUUGAUCGAAGAACCUUCAACUUCAUCACUGAAAUGUUCACCUCUGGCACCCUCAGAGAGUACAGGCAAAAGUACCAACGAGUGAACAUUGGAGCAGUGAAAAACUGGGCACGCCAAAUCUUGCGUGGUCUGGCUUAUCUGCACAGACUUGAUCCACCUGUUAUUCACAGGGACGUCAAGUGUGACAACAUCUUUGUUAAUGGCCAUCUUGGACAAGUCAAGAUUGGUGAUUUGGGUUUGGCAGCUAUUCUCCGUGGGUCGAAACAAGCACAUAGUGUCAUAGGUACACCAGAAUUUAUGGCACCUGAGUUAUACGAGGAGGAAUACAAUGAGCUAGUAGACAUAUAUGCCUUUGGCAUGUGUGUGCUAGAGAUGCUUACUUCAGAAUAUCCGUAUAGCGAGUGCUCUAAUCCUGCUCAAAUUUACAAGAAAGUCACUUCCGGAAAACUACCAAAGGCAUAUUACAAGAUUGAAGAUUUGGAGGCGCAGAGAUUUGUAGGUAAGUGUUUGGUGGAUGUCUCGAAAAGGUUGCCAGCGCAUGAGCUCUUGCUCGAUCCAUUUCUAGCAUCUGAUGAUGGAGAGCCUAAGCCAAUGCCCAUCUCAAUAUCAAUCCCAAUUCAAAAGAUAGCCCCUGAUGAAAGUACUGAAGUGAUGAAGGAGCCAGUCUUGGCUUUGGGGUCUAAUUCAAAAAGAAGCACUAAGAUGAUCAUUACAGGGUCAAGGAAUCCCGAGGACGACGCUAUUUAUCUCAAAGUUCGGAUUUCUGACAACCAAGACGGUGAUGCCAGGAAUAUAUACUUCCCCUUUGACAUUGUGAACGACACCGCAAUUGAUGUAGCAGUGGAGAUGGUGAAAGAAUUGGAAAUUAGUGACUGGGAACCAUCCGAGAUUGCUGUGAUGAUAGAAAAAGAGAUAUCUUCUCUAGUUCCAAGUUAUAACAAAUGGGGCUCUCCCCAAGAUUAUCAUUCUGAUCAGCUAAGCUUUAGCUAUGAAGAUGAUGAAGACUGUGACGGUGAUGUUACCCACCAUCCCUUCUACUCUUUCUCCUCAUGUUCUUCCUCCCAAAAUUCUCUCCCGGCUUUGAUGGCCCAAUGUCAUAGUGCGAAGAACAUGACUAAUGACCAAGAUUGGCUUCACGGUGAUCUGUUUACCAAUGAUGAUGCAAGUUCUCAAAGUUCUUUGAACUCUUGCAACUACUCCAACAUGAAUUACUACUCAGGCAAUGAAGAUGACCAUGACUUAAUUAGUCCAGGAAGAGAACCCUCCUCCUGCUUUGGAAAGACUAAAAAAUCUACGAGGUUUUGUCCUUUGGAGAGCACGACUACAAAUCAUUACAAACGUUGUGAUCCACAGGUAGACAUUGGGAGCGCUUAUCAUGAACUGAAUCAUCAUCAUCACCAUCAUCAUCAUCGUUGUCACCAUAAUCAGGGGAAAUGGAAACUACCAAGGAUUCGGUCACUUGUUGACGUGCGUAGCCAAUUGUUGCACCGGUCACUGGUGGAGGAGAUAACCAAGAGGCGUUUGUGCAAUACCGUUGGAGCUGUUGAGAACAUAGGAUUUCAAGCACCAGGAAAUGGGAGCUAAUUUCCUCUGAAGCUAGAGCUAGUCCUCCAAAGAUGAUGAGAAGCGAGGGUGCAAUGGACAAGUUUCUUGAGACUCUCAACUAGUACUUCAACAUGUAUAGGUGUGUAAGUAAUGCUUGUACAAAUUUUGAGCCUUGAGAAGACUUUAAGGUUCAUGAAAAUAACAAAUCCGGACUACGCUGCUAGCCUCUGGUUUGAGCAGCGGAUUUGAUUGUUACGCAAUGCAUAAUUGCAUAUCUUUUGCUCUUUGGUCAA